This is a messenger RNA of Babjeviella inositovora NRRL Y-12698, 2931 nucleotides long. RefSeq names its product Kap120p (gene KAP120). Gene Ontology annotation, cellular component: nuclear envelope; cytosol. The record is from RefSeq and is a predicted model, not a curated record. The transcript has 2 exons. Lineage: Eukaryota; Fungi; Ascomycota; Pichiomycetes; Serinales. Gene Ontology annotation, biological process: protein import into nucleus. The coding region runs from base 1 to 2931 and encodes 976 amino acids. Gene Ontology annotation, molecular function: small GTPase binding.
AUGGACUUGACCCUGGAAUCUUUAAUUCAAGCAUUACAAGCUUCUUGCAGCGCUGAAAGGGGCCCGGACCAGGAUGCCGCCGAAGCACAACUUAAACACUGGGAAACCGCCCCCGGCUAUCACUUUCAACUACAGACCGUUUAUCUUGACCUCAAUCAGCCGUUGCAGAUCCGCUGGCUCGCGAUUAUCUGCUUUAAGAACGGCGUAGAAAAGUACUGGCGUGCGUCGAGACAGAACUCAAUCGGAAAGGACGAGAAGGUGGCGAUCCGCGCGCGUGUAUUUGAUGCAAUCAGUGAGGCGAACACACAGCUCGCGAUCCAAAACGCGCACGCGUGUGCGCGCAUCGUGCGCUUCGAUUUCCCGACUGAGUGGCCGACCUUGUUCGAAGAUACCGAGGCAUUGUUGCAGACGGCAUUGCUUGCGAACAACGUAGUUCAGCUCCACAACCUCCUCAUCGCACUCAACCAGAUCGUCAAGACAUUGGCGCUCGUGCGCAUUGGACGCGCACGUCACGCGAUGCAAGCUAAAGCGGGACUUAUAACACCCACACUCAUCCGGUUGUACACGCGCUUCUUCCAGGAGUGGACACGGAGCAUGGACCUCACCGCGAUGGAGGUGGGAUACCUCUGCCUCAAGACGUUGAGACGGGUCGUGGUCGAGGGCUACGAGCAGCCGCACAAGGAUCAGGAUGUGGCGGAGUUUGUCGCACAUACCGUUGCACACUUCCAGCUCCUCGUGCGUGAGCACGGCAAGUAUUCCUCCGACUUGUUGGAGAAGUACGUGAAAGGAUACGGCAAGCUCUACUACAACUUGCUCAGUGCGAACGCCACGGCGUUUGUGUUGAUGCCCUGUCUGAAGGACGUGGUGAUGAGCUUCCUCUCCAUUUUAGAGAACCAGGCACAGGCAAUCUAUGAGGCGGGGGACGAUUUUUGGGAGGCGGUGGCCAUCCGUGCGGUCAUGGUGUUGAAGAAAUUGAUCGGUUUUGUAUACAAGAAGGGCGCUAUGACGUUGAGACAGAAGUCCGACAAGAAAGAGAUUGACGCGGCCGUAGCCAUGCUCUCAUCUCAGAUAUUCACUCCAGAGCUCAUCAAGCACUUAAUCGACUUAGUCAUUGCGUGGUAUUUGAAACUCAAGCCCUCAGAUCUUGAGAGCUGGUCACUUGAGCCGGAAGAAUGGGUCAAUGAGGAACUCUCUACAUCCUGGGAGUACCAAAUCCGCCCGUGCGCGGAGAACUUUUUCCAGGACUUGAUCUCUUUCUUUAAAGACUUUUUGACGGAGUAUAUCUUGCAUAAGAUCUCCAAUGAGUUGCUGUCAGAUAACGUCUUGACGAAGGAUGCGAUUCUCGCAACGUUCCAGCUCGCAAGCUCCGCCAUCUGCGAUGCGGUUGACUUCGACACGCUUCUUACGACGGUGUUCAUUCCCGAGGCACUCCGCAACGAUCUGAGUGAGUCGCGUCUCAUCAAGCGCCGUGUGUGUUUGAUCCUCAGUGAAUGGGUGCCCAUCAAGUGUGCGCGCGAAAGCCGCGUCGCGAUCUUCCGCCUCCUUCUCGCGCUCCUCGACCCUGCAAACCCCAUCAAUGACAAGGUUGUCAAGUUGACUGCGGUGCAGACACUCAGCCACAUUGUUGACGAUUGGGAGUUUAACAAGCACGACUUCCAGCCGUUCUUGGACGACUAUGUUCGAAUUUUGAUCCGGACACUUCCGGAAAUGGAAUUGACCGAAUCGAAGUUGUUUGUUUUACGUACGUUGUCCAUUGUCAUUGAGCGCUGCAACCCGCUCCUCAGCCGCGAGAACCUCAUGAACAUCUUGGCCAUUGUACCGGACCUCUGGAAGCGAUCGAAUGAAUCGGCUGAGCUCAUCUUGAAGAACUCCUUGUUGCGGGUCUUGAAGCACUUGACCGUUUCUUUGAACGAAAACUCGCCUGAAACAUAUGCGAUUUCGCUUCCGCUAAUCUCCGUCUGCUGUACUGAGUCGUCCGAAUUAUAUUCCCUCUUAUCCGAAGACGGUUACGAGUUGUGGGCUGCCAUCUUGCUGAACUUCCCAGAUUCCACCCCCGACCAGCUUGUGGCGGAAUUCCCGCUUGUUGUCCCUGGUUUGCUCAAUUCCACCGAGAUCUUACCUCUCAUUUUGACUAUCGUCCGCAGCUACGCCUUGAUUUCCCCCGACCUAUUCGUUUCCGACACCGGAAUGGAGGUCUUUCGUGUGUUGAGCGGCUACCUCCCUAACAUGAGGGACGAUUCGCUCAUCCUCUUUGCCUCCACCUUCGAAAUUCUCGUCUUGAAUAGCUCUGAAAAAUUCCUCGCGGUCAUGGUCGAAAGCGGCCUCUUCUCUGCCAUGAUUAGCUACUGCUUAGAUGAAAACGAGUCGCCUAUCUCGGUCAACAAGGUUUUGAUGGUUGUCAGUAGAUUGGUCUUUGCACAACCCGCCUUGUUUCUCCAGAUGAUGACGCAUGUAUCGUCUUCCCCCGACAUGUUGAGCAAGGUCUUGGAGAACUGGCUCAAAUACUUCUCCAACAACGGAAACCCGCGCAACAAGAAGAUCAGCAUCUUGGGUCUCUUGGCUUUGGUCAGAUCCAAGAAUGAGACCGUGUUGUAUGUAGCAUCUCCAAUUUUUGCCAAGGCCUUUGAGCUUCUCGAGGAGGUGAACGAGUCGGCUUCUGGCGAUGCCGAGAGCUACCACCGUGAUUUUGCCUUCGAGUUUGACGACGUCUAUAUCUAUGAGGAAUCUCCAGAUAUCAAGCCAAGCGGCGAGAAACUAAGAUACAAAGCAUUGAUCGCCGCGAAGGACCCGGUCCAUAAGCUUUUAUUGAAGGACUACAUCAAGGAAACGGUAAAUUUCUUGAGAGCCGAGUUCAACGAUGAGGAUUUCAACAAGUUUAUGGCCAUCUUAGAGACCCAUGUUGUCGACAGCUUUCUGUUGUUAAUGUCUUAA